CGCCAAUUUAAAAUGUUUGAUAACAAAGGAAUUGUAUAACGACUGCCGGUACAGUAGAAUUUGCGGGUUAUUAAUGGUAAUUUAGGAAUAAACCUUAUCUGAGAAUUUGUACAGUCGAAAGGAUGAAAACAACAAGUGAUACAGCACAAGGAAUUGUUUGUAAUGUAUUGUACGAUUGUUUAUGUAUCGGAUAUAAAUAAAAUUAAACAUUCAUUGGAAAAAAAAAAAAAAAGAACAACAACUUCCAGAUGUAUACAGUAGUUUUUUGGUUUCAAUGUUAAACACAAGUUUCAUCAAGAUAUAAAUAUUAUCUGGCAUCUGGUAUAAAUGUAGUGUUUUAUCUGAACCAAUGUGUAAUCAUCUUGGUAGAAUCAUAUGACUCUUUCGCACGUGACUUUAUUUACAGUUGAUUUUAUAAAUUGUGAAUAUGUAUGGGACAGUUUCCUGUGCGGUAGUAGACCGUAAAUCCAUGUUAAUCGCGAGAUGUAGGAAUUGUAAUUGAUCUAUGUUAACUUAUGAUGCCUUUGUUUAACAAGUUUUUAUCCACGAAGACAAAUAAUAACAAAAAUAAUACGCGUAAAGAGUCAUUAAAUAUUGACUUUGAAGUUGCUAAUAGAAAAAAAUUACAUUUUGAAGCUGAACAAGUGAGAAUUUUAUUAUUUCGAGAGUGUGAGUGGCGUGGAAAGAGACUAUUAUUUGAUUCUGUAUCUCUUUCAAAGCAAACUUUAUCUAAUUCUGAUCAAAAUGUCAAGAAAACAUGUACAGAAAGUAAUUCAUGUCCUAGGAAUGGAAAUGGAUUACCUUUGGCGAGUGAAAAAGAUCCUUGUGAUAACAUAAGUCUUCUGAGUGAAAUGAUAUUUGGCACAGUUGCUAUGACAUAUAGAGGUCCUCUUUUUAAAGUUCAUCUACUAGAUGACCCAAGAUGUAUCAUGUGUACAAAAGUUUUUCCUGCUUCUGAUCAUAAUCCACACAAACAAAGUAAUGGAGUAACUUCAACUGAAACAACAAAAACAUCUACGAAUUUUGACUCCAAUUCUAGUAAUGGAAGUAGUCGAAAUACUCUUUCCUCUCCAAGUUCUGGUAAUUUUUCUGGAAGUAGUUUGAGGAAGAGUUCGACAUGUUCCAGUACUUGUAGUGGGUGGGACAUAGAUGUUCUUCAUCCAGGCAGCUCUCAAUCUUUGGAGAUAAAUUCUAAUUCAUCCUCAGGGUUUAGUAGUUUUUCAAGUUUUCGUCGUCGAUGGCUACGAGCAAUGUCAACAUCUCUAAGUUUAACGGAUUCCGAUGAAAUAUUUGGAUUUCAACCGUACGGUGAUACUUCUGGAAACAUUUGUGAUUUUAAUACUCGACGUCAUAAAACCCGAUUAGGUUUAGCUCUUUUAAUUAAGUUAACUCCUGGUCAAGAACGACAGAUGGAGACUCAAUUGUUGGAGCAUGUAGCGCAUCUUGAAGCGAUAUUAAAUCGUUUGUGUUAUACAUGUAUGGAACGAAAUGGAAAAAAAACUGAUGAAGAUAAAAAAGGAUUACUAAUUCGAUUGCAUUAUAUUGCUUACCGUUGCACUAUGUGGCUACUUCGAUUAUUUAUGCCUUCAGGAAAUAAUGGUAGUCCUUCAAUAUGGCACCAAGUUUUACUCAACUCAUCUAUUUGCAUAGAUACCCGAAUAAAAAUGUUGUACUGUAGCUUUCAGCAAAUGUGUCAAUUAUUGAAUAAUUUCGAUACAAAGUCCACUAAUUUCUUCAUUAGUACGGUAAUUACGGCUGUUUUAACUUACCAUCUUGGAUGGGUGAAUACAAUAAUGUCUCCGCGUGAUAAAACAUGGAUAGAAAACAUCAAAACAAAAUUUUCUUAUAAUCCAUUUUGGGCUCAAUUAGGAGAUUUGUAUGGUGCAUUAGGAAAUCCAGCGAAAUUCGUUCACACAGUUAUUGUCGGAAGUUCAGAAAAAGUGACGUUAAUUAAUACAAUAUUAACAUUUUUAACGUAUUUUAUACGAAGUGCAAUUGUGACAAAGCAUUAUGAAGAACGUGAUUCCCCAGAGACAGGAGUACAGGAAGCAAUUAAUAUUUUAAAGCAGAUUAAGAAAAAGCACAGUUCAACUACAAAUACUUUAAAAAAUAUUAGAUUUACUCCACGUAAUAAUGAUCAUUGUGAGUCGUCUAGUAGUCGAUUAAAUAUUGAAUCUACUAGUGGACUGAGUAGAUCGCCUAAAAAUCUAUCAGAUGUAAAGUCAAUGAAUUCAAGUGGUCAGAGUGAAAAAAAAGAAAAGGCUACAUUGAACAUUCCAAAACUGAGAAAAAUAAGUAGUUUAAAUUCAAAUCUUGAUUCUCAUCCUUCAAAUUUACAAAAAACUGAAUCAAAAUUAUCUUUAGAAUUGCAACCACGUCGAAAUGACUUGAGUGAUUUUUCAAUAUGUUCAAAUGGUUUAGAAAAAAAUAGUACAUCAAGUUCAGUGAAAAUUAUAGUCAGUGAAAUCGCUUCUCAGGAGUUUGAAGGUGAAAAAAAUGUUCCACGAGUAUCAGUCUUUGAUGAUUUAGAGUUGAAAGACGAAUUGAGAGACUCUCAAUCAUUAUCAUUAACUCCGAAGCUUCCUAUUUUAGAGGAUCGCAGAGGAAGUACAUUAGAUGAAACAGAUGUCUAUUUUUCACAAGUGGAAUAUACUGACGACAAACGAAAUCAAGUUUUUUUCACUUUAGGAGGAGAAGAAAAACCACCUGUAGCGGAUCGAUUACCUCAAGAUAAUAAUUGUCAAUGUUCAUUUGCAUUUAAUCGUGUCCCGAGUACGUCAGCUCAAUUGCCUGAAGGAGUGUUAAGAAAAAUUCUUCAAAGAAAUUUUCCGGAAUCAUCGAAAAGUAUACAAAGGCCACCAUCAUCUUCUUUCAGUAAAGAACGACCUUUUGGCCUAUGUCCAAAAUGCAAUGGUAAUGGUAAUUACGAAGGUAGUAAAUUAUUGUUAGAAACACCCACCAAUGCUACAGAAGUUUUAAGAACUUGCGGAAGUUCAAUGACUACUCGAGGUGCUCGACCACGAUGUAUUGAUAGUCUAGAAGAAUUACUUGAAGUAAAUGAAGUCAUUGAAUUGCCGAUGCCACGAUCAAAAAAUUCAACUGACCCAUCAGUGAAUCUGAAUCAAGUAUCAGGUUUUACUGAUACUCUUAUACGAAAAACAGUUACUGAAACAGCAGAUGGAAAUCAUUUGUUCUAUGAUUCAGGGUAUACGACAGGUCUAGUUAUUCAGGGUUUAAAAAAGAAGAAUAAUAAAGGAAAAGAUAUAAAAAUUAAUGAAGAAAAAUACGAUAGUGGAAAUAAUGAUGAAGAAAAGAAUAAUUUAAUCAAAGAGUUGAGAGAAGAAGUUAGUAUAAAUGCUCGGUAUCCAAUCGUUGAUCAUACGGUUUCAGAGUCAGUUUGUAUACUAGCAGAUGUAGAUAACUGGCAAGUUGGAAUUAUUUCAAAUAAUAUGCCUCUACAAAGUCAGUUACUUCCUGUUGGAAUGUCUCGAUUAGUUUCUGAUAUGUUAGAAGCAUUCGUUUAUUUGUGGACAAAAUACAGAUCUCCUGUUCAUUGCCUCAACAUCUUGGAAACCAAAUUGAGAGAGAUAUGGCUCAGAAGUGAGACACUAGCGAAAAUGUUAAUGUCUGUCGACGUCUGUGAGAUGAGCUUAGCUAAUUUAACAAGUACGUUGGAUCUUGAUGCCGCUGACAUACCACUUCUACUUGCUGUUGCUACUACUCACUCGCCACAAAUAGCUCAACGAUUUGGUUUCACACUUACUUAAGCACAAUGUAAUUGAAAUGUGUAAAUGUCCGUUGUAAGUAAUAUUAAUUGUUUAAACUAUUGUCGCUGUGAGGAUAUAUUUUUGUAGUGAAGGCUAGUAAUAAUUAUUGGCUAUGGACUCAUGACAUUAUAAUUUGAGUAUGAAAGCUAAUUAAUUAUGUAUUUAACUAAAAUGUGUGAUAGAUAAUAUAAAUUUUUAUGAUCGAUUUAUUAAAUAAAAAAAUUUAUGUUUGAUAAAUAUAUUGAUAUGUUUGAGUUUAUAAUAUAUAGUUAUAGAAUAU
Messenger RNA from Chelonus insularis, 4047 nucleotides. RefSeq names its product folliculin-interacting protein 1. Gene Ontology annotation, molecular function: ATPase inhibitor activity; protein-folding chaperone binding. Lineage: Eukaryota; Metazoa; Arthropoda; Insecta; Hymenoptera; Braconidae. The transcript is spliced from 10 exons. Bases 516 to 3767 code for a protein of 1083 amino acids. The record is from RefSeq and is a predicted model, not a curated record. Gene Ontology annotation, cellular component: cytoplasm.